This is a messenger RNA of Meleagris gallopavo (turkey), 1655 nucleotides long. Lineage: Eukaryota; Metazoa; Chordata; Aves; Galliformes; Phasianidae. The record is from RefSeq and is a predicted model, not a curated record.
CCGAGUGCUCACCAUGGCAGCAGGAGCACAAAGAGGGACAGACCCCCCAAGAGGUGGAAUGGUGGCUGGUGCAGCAGGUGUUGGGCUGCACUGCAGUGCUGCAUGGAUGGAGGCAUGACCUCCUAGAUCCUCACUGCUGCUGCCUGUCCUGAGCUUAGAUGGGGGAUAUUGAAGAGGUUUUUGCGUCCUUCUUGGCUGCUGAAGCAGUAGAAGGAGAGGAGGCCCUGCUAUAUCUGACAAGGCGCUGCAGAGGGCUGGCAGUGAGUGCAUGUGCCCAUGCUGUUUUCUUCUGCAGACUUCUUCAGGCCUUCAGGGUGAGCAGCACUGGGAAGGCCUUGCUGACUUCUCUGGCAGAUAGCCACAGCCUGAAGGUUGGCAUUAUUGGUGGAGGCCGCAUUGGGAAUCAGCUGGCCCGAGCACUGGUGACAGUGGGUCGGGCUCCUUGCUCCAGUGUCCGCAUUUCUACCCGGCGCCCCGAGAGCCUGUCAGACUUGCAGAAACUAGGAUUCACCUGCUUCUACGACAAUGCGCAGCUGGCAGCCUGGGCAGACGUCCUGUUCCUCUGCUGCCUGCCAUCGCACAUGCUGUCCAUCUGCUCUGCAGUUCGGCCAGCCAUUCGGAAACCCUGCAUUGUGUACAGCCUCAUCACUGCCAUUCCUCUGCCCAGGUUGAAGCAACUCCUUUGCUACAAUGCCAUCGUGAGGCCACAGUACCAGUGCCCUGGCAAGGAGCCUACAAAGGAGUGGGGGACAAAGGGGUCGGUCACAGAGGCACUGCAAGACCUUGCUGUUGUGCAGGCAACAUGCCCCCUCAGCUCCCAAGCGAAAAUAAAGUCAACGGCAAAUGGCUGGUGGGCAUUUUCUAUGCAGCCCUGAACAGCAGCAUGUGGCAGAGCCUGCCUCACCAGGAGGCACUGGCAUUGCUCAAUGACCUCUGUUUCUCUGGACACUGCCGUAUCUGUGCAGAGCAGAAAGCUUCCUGCCCACAGUUUACAUGCGAGAGUUUUGUCAGCAGAAGUUUUGCCUCUUCAAUGACUCAAGAGGAGUAAGUAAAGGGUUGGAUGCUGCUUUCCCAUGCUUUCUCUGUGCUCUAAAACUUGCCAUAUCCCACAGCUGAAGCAUGGUGUUGUCUUGCUGGGUUGGAAGUUGUUGAAAUGUGUAUUGCUCUUAGGGACAAUGUACCUGCCAGGAAAGAUUGCUUUAGAUGUGCUAGAAAUAAAAGGCCUGGACUGUCAUCACUGGGUUGUUUUGUCCUGGUCCCCAGUUCCUGUCUGCCUCCUGGUCAGGAUUGUCUGAAGCCACAGGUCAGGACUGGGCUAUCGGAUGCAGAAAACAAAAUCCUCUGGGAAUAUUUGGAGAAGAUUUUUUAUGGGUAAUUAACUUACUUUAGCUCACAGACAAGAUUAUUGAGGAUGUUAAGUUAGGACAUUCUGCUUGAGGGAAAAUGCCUCUAUUGGUUCAGGUGCUCUCUACAAUCAUUAUGUUCAGUUUUUGUUUGAAUCGUGCAGUAAUGACUGGAGCUUCAGAUUCAGGUCUUGGAGUACAAUUGUUUUCCAAAACCAAAGAAAGAGGCUAGCACUCAGAUUCUAAAGACAACUAAUAUUUGUUAAAUUAUUAGCAAGGCUGUUAUUGUCUAUAGAAGAUUCUGUUUUUUCU